AUGAGCUCAAACGUCGAAGAAGAACCACCUAAACAAUCCCCACCAAACCUCUUGUCUUUGUUCCCUAAAAUCCAAUUUCAGUUUCCUUUUCUCCCACACCUAUCACCACCUCAAUCUCAAUCUCAACCUCGACAAUCCAACCCUCAGGAUGAGGGUCCUAACCUGAAACGCAACGUUGUACGCUUUCCCAAAACCCAAGCUGCGGUGGUUUCUUCCACGCCUCUGCAGACUGAACUCGAUGCUGACCAUUCUCCGGCCGUCAAGACUACCAAUCCUCUUUUACUCUGGCAGCUAGUAGUCAAAUUAAUGAUGGAAAUUCCUUCGGUGGUCCCUCAAACGUCGAAUUGGAUUCUACCUGAAGCGUAG
This is a messenger RNA of Sphenostylis stenocarpa, 366 nucleotides long. The record is from the annotation of a GenBank genome assembly. NCBI's taxonomy places the organism in Eukaryota, Viridiplantae, Streptophyta, Magnoliopsida, Fabales, Fabaceae.